This is a messenger RNA of Trifolium pratense (red clover), 1043 nucleotides long. Its product is annotated as zinc finger protein 1-like. The record is from RefSeq and is a predicted model, not a curated record. The coding region runs from base 55 to 915 and encodes 286 amino acids. The transcript has a single exon. Gene Ontology annotation, biological process: negative regulation of abscisic acid-activated signaling pathway. NCBI's taxonomy places the organism in Eukaryota, Viridiplantae, Streptophyta, Magnoliopsida, Fabales, Fabaceae.
CUUUUGUUAACAUCUGAAAAAACAUAAACUUAACCUUAUUAAGAGGAAUACCUCAUGUGUCAAGUUCAUAUCCACUCUUUUUUUCCAUUUAUAGAUAGGUGCAGGUAUUACCAAAUUAACAUUCCUGCAAUGGAAACAUUGACUCAUGAGCUAUUGCAGAAUCCACAAGAAAUUGAAAAACAAAACACUUUUCAAGAAGAAGAAGAAAAAGAAGCAAAGCUAGACACUUUAUUGGAUCUGAAUAUUCCUAGUGAAGAUUUCGAUAUUGGGUGCAAUUCCGAGUCCAAUUUAGCCACCUAUUUGGACACAGGUAAUUCUUCUAAAACAUCAUUAGAAAAUUACACUCGGGGCUCUGAAUCAGAGCCACGGUUUUUUUCUUGCAACUUCUGCAAGAGAAAAUUCUAUUGUUCACAAGCACUUGGGGGACACCAAAACGCUCACAAAAGAGAGAGGUCAAUUGCAAAGAGAAGACAGAGGUUUAUAGGAACACAUAAGAUGAAAGGAACAACUUUUGGUAUCCCAUUUCUUCAAAACCAUUUUCACCAUAGUUAUGCAAAUAUGGCAUCUUUACUACCAAUUCAUGGUGUUAAUAUUAGUAAUAGUAGUUUAAGACCACUUGGAAUUAAGGCUCACUCCAUGAUUGAUAAGCCUUUUCAUAAUUCUUCAUCAAAUGGAUUUGGAAGCACUUAUUAUGGACAUCAUGAUCAUGGUUGGUCAAGAACACUUAUUAAUCAACAACCUGCUGGAAUAGGAAAACUAGGCAUGGAAACUUACAAGGAAACCGGAUUUACAUCGCGAGGUAGUCUUGGUCGAUUCGAAGGAGUUAAAAAAGACAUGCUCAAUCCAGGAACUCAUAUGACCUUGAAGAGUAAUCAAGAAGAUGUGAAGAACCUUGACUUAUCCUUAAAGCUCUAAGAAUGUGCUCUUAUAGUAUAGAUUAGCAUUAAUUAACUAGCCAAAGUUAUUUUCCCAUUGUUUGUAUUAAUUAUUAGAUUCUCUUAUUCAAUUUCGUUUGUUAUUAUAAAUUCUUAUUGAAUUUCCAG